AUGGCCGUCCAAAACCCCAUCCUACCCGUCAAGGGCAAGCGAAACACACUCAUCACCAGCGCUCUACCCUAUGUCAACAAUGUGCCUCACCUGGGCAACGUCGUGGGUAGCGUGCUGAGCGCCGACGUCUACGCUCGCUUCAGCAAGCUGCGCGACCGGCCGACGCUCUACAUCUGUGGCACUGACGAGUACGGCACGGCCACGGAGACCAAGGCGCUCGAGACGGGCCAGACGCCACAGGCGCUGUGUGACGAGUUCCACGUCAAGCACAAGGAGGUGUACGACUGGUUCGAGAUUGGCUUCGACUACUUUGGCCGCACCACGACGCAAAAGCAGACAGAGAUUGUCCAGGACAUCUUCCUCAAGCUACACGAACGCGGCUUCCUCGAGGAACGCACCACGACGCAGCCCUUUUGCGAGAAGCACGACGGCUACCUUGCCGACCGCUUCGUUGAGGGCACCUGUCCCAAGUGCGCCUACGACGACGCCCGCGGCGACCAAUGCGACAAGUGCGGCGGCCUGCUCGACCCCUUUGACCUCAUCAACCCGCGCUGCAAACUCGACGGCGCCCAGCCCAUCCCCCGCGACACAAAGCACAUCUUCCUCAAGCUCGACCAGCUGCAGCCCGACAUUGACAAGUGGUUCCAGGAGGCCCACCGCAAGUACGGCUGGCCGCAAAACGGCAUCGGCAUCACGCAGUCGUGGCUCACAAAGGGCCUCGAGGGCCGCAGCAUCACCAGAGACCUCAAGUGGGGGGUGCCCAUCCCGCUACCCGGUUUCGAGAAAAAAGUCAUAUACGUCUGGUUCGACGCCUGCAUCGGCUACCCGUCCAUCACGGCCAACUACACGGACGAGUGGGAGCAAUGGUGGAAGAACCCGGACGAGGUGAAGCUCUACCAGUUCAUGGGCAAGGACAACGUUCCCUUUCACACGGUCAUCUUCCCGGGCUCCGAGAUCGGCACUGGCUACAACUGGACCAUGCUCAACCACCUGUCGACGACCGAGUACCUCAACUACGAGAACGGCAAGUUUUCCAAGUCGAGGGGCGUCGGCGUCUUUGGCAACCAGGUCAAGGACAUUGGCAUCUCGCCGUCGGUGUGGAGAUACUACCUCUUAUCUAACCGGCCGGAGACGGGCGACACACAGUUUGAGUGGUCGUUGUUUGCCCAGGCCAACAACAGCGAGCUGCUGGCCAACUUUGGCAACUUUGUCAACCGCAUUGUCAAGUUUGUCAACGCCAAGUGCGAUAGCACCGUGCCUGAAUUCUCCGCCUCGCACAAGGACGAGACGUUUGACUUUGCCGCCUGGAUCGCGCGUGUCAACGGCCUACUGGCCGAGUAUGUCGACCUCCUGGAGCGCGUGCACCUGCGAGCAGGCGUUAAGAAGCUCAUGGAGAUAAGCACCGAAGGUAACACGCUGCUGCAGUACCGCCUGGACAACACCAACCUGGUGGAGAAGCCAGAGCGGACCAAGACGGUUAUUGGGCUGGCGCUGAACCUGUGCCACCUGCUGGCGUCGCUCGCGUCGCCGUAUAUGCCGUCGACGGCCGAGGCCAUCUGCACGCAGCUCAACACGACGCUUGGCCUUAUCCCAGACAGCUGGGCGCCCGAGACGCUCCGAGGCGGACACAAGAUUGGAAAGGCUGCCCAUCUCUUCUCGAGAAUAGAGGACAAGAAGGUGGCCGAAUGGAAGCAAAACUUUGGCGGCUCGGCCGAGUCGCGGGCGGCGGAGGAGGAGGUCAAGAGGAGGAAGCAGGAGGAGAAGGAGAGGAAGAAGGCCAGGAAGGCAGCCAAGGCGGCGGAGGCGGCCAAGGCGGCUGCUCUCGAGGAAGGUGAGGUAGACGAGGCCGGCGCCCUCGAGGCCAAGGCGCAGGACGAGGCGUCGGCGGCUGGCGGCAUGACUGCGUCGUCAGCAGAGGUGACCAAGGAUCUGCCCAUUCGAGGCAAGCAGCCAGGCCAGUAG
This is a messenger RNA of Hirsutella rhossiliensis, 1962 nucleotides long. Its product is annotated as tRNA synthetases class I (M) domain-containing protein. The record is from RefSeq and is a predicted model, not a curated record. NCBI's taxonomy places the organism in Eukaryota, Fungi, Ascomycota, Sordariomycetes, Hypocreales, Ophiocordycipitaceae. The transcript has a single exon. Gene Ontology annotation, molecular function: ATP binding; methionine-tRNA ligase activity. The coding region runs from base 1 to 1962 and encodes 653 amino acids. Gene Ontology annotation, biological process: methionyl-tRNA aminoacylation. Gene Ontology annotation, cellular component: cytosol; aminoacyl-tRNA synthetase multienzyme complex.